AUGUCCAAGCUCUCCACCGCGACACUGACAGCGCCCUCGCCCCGCCCGGGGGCCAGCAUCCCGUCCACGCCGGGCCCCAGCCGCCCCGAGUCGAUCGAGAUGGGGCCCAUCAGCGGCCCGAGCACACCCGCCGACGAGGACGCCGCCGCCGCCGCCGCUGCUGCUGCCGCGAGCCUGCGCGAGUCGAACAUCCGCUCCGUCAUCAUCUGCGUCUCGUCGUUCCUCCUCGUAUUCACGACAUGCGGCACCGUCUUCUCGUUCGGCAUCUACCAGGAGCUAUACCAGACCAUGUCGCGUGAGCCGGGCAACCCGUUCUCUGGCGCGUCGCCCGCCGCGAUCGACGUGAUUGGCACACUGUCAGUCGCGUUCAUGACGAUCGCCGCGCCGCUGGCGACGGCGUGGACCAAGCGCUUCUCCCCGCGCAUUGUCAUCUCGCUGGGCACGGCCUUCUUCUUCCUCUCGGCCAUGCUCGCGUCCUUCUCUACCAGGCUCUGGGAGUUCAUCCUCACCCAGGGCCUCAUGGCCGGACUCGGCACCUGCUUCGCGUACAUGCCGGCCGUGACGGUCGCGCCGACGUGGUACGGCCCGCGUCGUGGCCUCGCCCUCGGCAUCAUCAUGUCGGGCACGGGCGUUGGUGGGCUGGUGUGGGCGCCCGCGCUGCAGGCACUCAACGCCGCCGUCGGGUUCCGCAACGGCUUGCGAAUCUCAGGUGGCAUCUCGACGUUCUUGCUGCUCAUCGGCGGCAUCUUCAUCGACUGGGACCCCGUGUCCAAGGCCCGGCUCGAGGCCGAGAACGCACGGCUCAAGACCGCAGCGGGCAAGUCGUGGAAGUACAGCCUCGUGUCGCUGUGGAACGUGCCGCUUGUCGACUGGCGUAUCGCCCGCUCGUCCAAGUUCUCGGCGCAGCUCUUCGCGUCCUUCCUCCAGUCGGCGGCGUACUACACGCCCGUGUUCUUCUUCUCGGCGUAUGCCAAGACCCUCGGCUACUCGGCCAAGCAGGGCGCAAACUUCAUCGCCAUCAACAACGCAUGUAACGCCAUCGGCAAGAUUGCAUUUGGCAUGAUCGCCGACAAGUUUGGAAGGAUCAACAUGCUUCUCUUCACGACGGUAAUCAGCGCCAUUGCGAGCUUUGGCUUCUGGAUGCCCUCGACACUGGUGCCCUCGCUCGCGUCCGGCCAGGGGCUAUUCAUCACCUACACCAUCACGUACGGCAUCUUUGCGAGCGCAUACGUCUCGCUCUUCCCCACGUCGCUGGUCGAGCUCUUUGGCCCGCAGAACUUUGCAUCCGUCAACGGCAUCCUCUACAUGGCAAGAGGACUUGCCACCCUUGUCGGCACGCCGACAGCCGGUGCCCUCCUCCGUGGCUCAGAGCAUCUCACGGACCCGAGCGGCUACCUCCACAUGGCUAUCAUGGUCGGGGCGCUACUGGCUGGCGCCAGUGUCGGUGUUGUCUGGGUUCGGAUGGAGUGGAAGCGUGGACCGUAAGCGCUGAGGACCACAGUAUGACAACGUGUAUAAUAUGUACUUGUACUAUGGCAUUGCAUUGCUCGAGAA
Molecule: messenger RNA, 1554 nt
Organism: Vanrija pseudolonga
Lineage: Eukaryota; Fungi; Basidiomycota; Tremellomycetes; Trichosporonales; Trichosporonaceae
Product: MFS transporter asaE
Exons: 2
Coding region: 1-1485 (494 amino acids)
Biological process (GO): transmembrane transport
Cellular component (GO): membrane
Molecular function (GO): transmembrane transporter activity
Source: RefSeq, a predicted model, not a curated record